AUUGUUUGUUAGUGGAUAAGCAGGGAUUUGAAGCUGGGUUCAGACCUCACAGCUGGUUGUGUUUUCAUAUACUUGCACUUCCAUUAGCAGCUGUAAAACUAAGUUACAUGGAGGGGUCAUUCCUGGGAAUAACUGUCAUGAGGAAAAGAGAGCUAUCUCCUUAAUGUUCUCCUUAUUUUUGUCUUUGACUCUACUUUUACUGCAGAAGAGAUUACCCUGGAUCUGAGAUGGAGGUCUCUCUGCUGCUACUCAGCCUGGGCUUGAUUCUUGUAGGAUCUUCAGGAAACAAAAUGGAGACAAUUAAAAAAGUCUCAGAGGAAGAAAUGCAAGGUGACUUGGCAGACAGUUACCAAGAAAAACAGACCAUCGAGGUAUUCAUGAAUUCAACUCUGUCAGCUACAAACACAUCCAGCUUUAACACGUCCAAGGAUGUUAUAUCACUGACAUUCAGGAGAUUACAUUAUAGCUUCCCCAAGGGGAACAGCCCAGGUGAUAACAAAGAGAAUUACAAUGACAUGGUGAUCUGGAGAAAAGUUUCACAAGCGAAUGGGUCAUGCAGGUUGAGCAAUAACUUUAUUUUUGGCUUCAUGGAAGUGACUGGUGGUAUAUCCAAGACCUCCAGCUAUAAGUGUGGGCAGGAUCUUGGCAUAGGCUGCUCUGAGAGCCCAGAACUGGAGACCACUAUGGGCCAGCUCACUAUAGGCAAACCAUUCCCCAGGCGGCAAUACCACGGUGUUACCUCAUUAAAGAAAAUAUUGGCAGUGCUAACAGGUAAUUCUCUGAUGAGCUGGUUAGUUAGUGGCUGUAAAUUGUAAAUCCCACAGGGGCGUGAGACAAUAGUCUAUCUAACAAGAACAUAAGUAUUGCGGUCAUUGUUUAUUGCCUUCUGUUAUCUGCAUCUCCCCUUUAGUACUAUUAUAAAGUCCUGAUUAUUUAUACUAACUGAAGGAAUGGAAAAUCCAAA
Messenger RNA from Phyllostomus discolor (pale spear-nosed bat), 964 nucleotides. It is a transcript of the gene RNASE11, whose product is annotated as ribonuclease A family member 11 (inactive). Gene Ontology annotation, molecular function: nucleic acid binding. The record is from RefSeq and is a predicted model, not a curated record. NCBI's taxonomy places the organism in Eukaryota, Metazoa, Chordata, Mammalia, Chiroptera, Phyllostomidae.